Messenger RNA from Scleropages formosus (Asian bonytongue), 2247 nucleotides. It is a transcript of the gene rragd, whose product is annotated as ras-related GTP binding D. Lineage: Eukaryota; Metazoa; Chordata; Actinopteri; Osteoglossiformes; Osteoglossidae. Gene Ontology annotation, biological process: negative regulation of autophagy; cellular response to starvation; positive regulation of TORC1 signaling. Gene Ontology annotation, molecular function: GTP binding; GTPase activity. The record is from RefSeq and is a predicted model, not a curated record. Gene Ontology annotation, cellular component: nucleus; lysosome; Gtr1-Gtr2 GTPase complex. The transcript is spliced from 7 exons. Bases 52 to 1356 code for a protein of 434 amino acids.
CUCCUUCUGGACCCACGAGCGCCGCCGGGGGGUGAAAGUUCACGAAUCACGAUGAUGGCUCGGGCAGAUCGGGUGACACGGUGGUGGUGUUGGGAGGGGGGGCGGUUGGCGUUUGUCGCCUCCGCCGGCGUCCAAGUUCUGCGAACGCGGAUGAUGAGCACGAGCGAAGCGCGCUCCCGCUACGGCGGCGACGGGGACGGGGAUGGCGAGGACGAGCAGAUGGAUGAAUACUACGAGGGCGAGGACGAGGACGACGAGCUGGACACGUUCGCCGACGGGGACCUGGACUACAGCUGUGAGGAAGGAGGUCUGAGUGACCCAUUCAGCAGCGAGGUGAAGCCACGCAUCCUGCUGAUGGGUCUCCGUCGCAGUGGAAAGUCCUCCAUCCAGAAAGUAGUCUUCCACAAGAUGUCUCCCAAUGAGACCCUUUUCCUGGAGAGCACCAACAAGAUCUGUCGAGAGGACGUCUCCAACAGCUCCUUCGUCAGCUUCCAGAUCUGGGACUUUCCUGGCCAGAUUGAUUUCUUUGACCCAACUUUUGACUAUGAGAUGAUCUUCCGUGGCACUGGGGCGCUUAUAUUUGUCAUCGACUCUCAGGACGACUAUGUAGAAGCUCUCAGCAGACUGCACCUCACUGUGACCAGGGCCUACAAAGUGAACCCCAACAUCAAUUUUGAGGUGUUCAUCCACAAGGUGGACGGGCUCUCGGACGACCACAAGAUCGAGAAGCAGAGGGACAUUCAUAAGCGGGCCAACGAUGACCUGGUUGAUGCAGCUUUGGAGAGGAUACAUUUAAGCUUCUAUCUUACCAGCAUCUACGACCACUCCAUCUUUGAGGCCUUCAGCAAGGUGGUGCAGAAGCUCAUUCCUCAGCUUCCUACACUUGAGAAUCUCCUCAACAUCUUCAUAUCUAAUUCAGGUAUCGAGAAGGCCUUUCUCUUCGAUGUAGUCAGUAAAAUAUACAUCGCCACGGACAGCAGCCCAGUGGACAUGCAGACGUAUGAGCUGUGCUGCGAUAUGAUUGAUGUGGUCAUUGACAUCUCCUGCAUUUAUGGCCUGACCAGCGAGGAAGCAGGAAUACCUUACGACAAGGAGUCCAUGGCCAUUAUCCACCUGAACAACACCACGGUGAUGUACCUCAAAGAGGUCACCAAGUUCCUGGCCCUGGUCUGCUUCCUCAGAGAAGAAAGCUUUGAGAGGAAAGGACUGAUCGACUACAACUUCCACUGCUUCCGGAAGGCCAUUCAGGAGGUAUUCGAUGUGCGCCUGAAAGUGCAGAAAUCUCGAAAGUUGUUGAGUCAGCGGAGGUGGAGCAAGCAGGCCGCAGCCAAUGGGACGCCCAGCCUGCCGUGCUAAGCCGGCCAAUCACAGACGAGCGCUGCCUCCCACCGGAAGCCUGCUAAGGACAGAGACCACGAAUGAGGAGGCAUCAAACUUGCUUCUGCACCUCACAGUCAGCUUGGAUCCAAACCCAAAAAAAAUGCCAUUUUCUGGAAAUUUUAACAACAUAAAGUUACUAUUGAUAUAAUACAUUUUUUGGAAUGUUGAACAUUAGCAAGGUAAGCUAAAGCAUUCUUGCUUUAAAAAUAGCUAUAUUUGAUAUUCUUUUAUAGUGUUUUGGGUGGCAGUAAUUCAUUUGAGGCACAGGUUUUGCGUACAGUGAGGUUAACACCUGGAAGGGCCCUCUUUAACAAAUUUAUAGUGCUCCAGGGGGCAUAGUGGUUUGAGUCCCAGCUCCUGCUGUAGUACCCUUGAUCAGUAUACUUACCCUGAACUGAUACAUGAAGUAUUACCCAGCUGCAUAAAUGGGCAAAGUAUUAUAGGGAGCUUGGUAUACAAAACCUAACAGCAAAUUGCUUUGGAGAAAAAUGUCAGCUAAUUGAAUAAUAAUAAUAAUAAUAUGCCACACUGAUAUGAAAGCUGACCUCUGCAGCACUAUAAUAAGCACAUGUAGUCAUGUGACCUCAAAGGAUACUAGUGGUUGAGUGGUGGUCACCAGAGGUCAGCACUAUUUUUGGCUCUAAUUUCACGAAUUUUAAAAAACCAUGUUAUAGAUUUCAUAGACAGGAACAUUUUCUGCAGCUCACAUUUGUAUUGCAGUUUCUUUUUUUUUUUCUUAAAUAUUCAGCAUCAGGGGCAGUUGCUCAGUAUAAUUCACUUUGUCAGCACAUUUUAUUUUUUUUUUAUUUUGAAGCUAAUUUGCAUUGCUCAGUUAUUAUUUACAACUAAAGGUAUAUUUAAUGUAGU